CAGCCAAACCCGCAACACAUAAUAACACGUGUAUGCAGACAAGACGGAAUGUUUUUACUGUCUGCUUCCAAAACACACGGUUGCUAUAGCGCGUUAAGACCAGUCAUAGCACUCUUCCUAACACAGAGACACUGAAGGAACAUUUCUGACUCUUUUCAUGCGGAUACCAACUGAUUGAAUGCGAAGAUGAAUAAUGUAUGUUCGUUGCCGACUUAAGAUGUGUUUGCCCCGCAGGUGCGAAGAUGAAGCGACAAUGAUCAGCGCCGAUGGCCGCUCCGCCAAGCGCGAGGAGACCCGGGACUCUGGCAAGAGGAGCCGGCGAGCUCCAGAAAUGCUGCAUCUCAUGUUCGCCGUGUCCGUGUGGCUCGUGACGGGCACCACCAUAUCCAGCCUCAACAAAUGGAUCUUCGCCGUCUACAACUUCAGAUACCCGCUGCUGCUGUCGGCCCUGCACAUGCUGACAGCAAUAGUGGUGGACUACGGGCUGAUCAAAAGCAGGGUCGUCCGGCACAAAGGCGUCGGCGAGCAGGACCUGACCACCAGCGCCAAAUGCAAAGUGUUCCUGCUGAGCCUGACGUUUUGCGCCAGCAUCGCCUUUGGGAACGUGGGACUCAAUUAUGUGCAGCUUUCGUUUGCGCAGAUGAUCUACACUACGACGCCGCUAUUCACGCUGGCGAUCUCGGCGCUGAUUUUGGGCAAGCAGCACCACAUUCUCAAGUACACCGCGAUGAUGCCCAUCUGCCUCGGGGCGUCCUUCAGCAUUAUGGGCGAGGUGCAGUUCGACCAGACCGGCUGCCUGUUUGUGUUCGCUGCCACUAUGCUGAGAGGCGUUAAAACUAUUCAGCAAAGCAUCUUGCUCCAGGAGGAGAAGAUCAACUCCGUCUUCCUGCUGUACCUGAUGUCCAUCCCCAGCUUCUGCAUCCUGGCCGUAGCUGCUCUGGCCCUGGAAAACUGGGCUGCGCUUCAAUCCCCUUUCCAGUAUGACCACCAUCUCUGGGGCUUCAUCUUGCUCAGCUGUCUGGGGUCAGUGCUUUAUAACUUGGCCAGCUGCUGCGUCAUUACCCUGACCUCCGCUGUUACGCUGCACAUACUGGGCAACCUGAAUGUGGUGGGCAACCUGCUGCUCUCCCAGGUGCUGUUUGGGCAUGAGCUGACGGCUCUGAGCUGUGCCGGAGCCGCUCUCACACUGUCAGGCAUGAUCAUCUACCAGAACUCAGAGAUCAUUGUGGCUUACCUUGAUGCCCGGAGAGCCAGAACGCCAGCUGGUGAUAGUGGAGAGGAAGAGCUUCUUGCCAGGGAGAAUGACUUGAGUAUUUCACAGACAACUGCAGAAACAUGUUCAGAUGAAGAAUCAUUUGCAGAUGCUAAAGAACCUAAUGAGAGGACAGAUAUGGAGAUUCAUGAGAAAACUGAUUGAAGGAAUGUACAUAAGAUGAUGUUCCAAAACCUAGUGAGCUGCAGUGUUAACUAGAGGCCAAGAACAAAAGGAGGAAAAUGAAAGUAAAUGGGAUUUGAGGUAGUCUCUGGCUCUUAACAACUUAAUCAAGGGGGCGAAGCAACUUUUUUUAAUAUAGUUUAGUAAAACUAAAGUCAUGAAAAACAGAUUUAUAUUUGUAGCUUAUUUCUAAAGCAACAUUUCUCAUGAACGUGACAUUCAAAAACAAUAAAUACUAACACCGGAUGAGGCUACAUACAAAAGAAUCAUUAAAAUAUUCAUUAAAAUUCAAAUAAACUUAAAAAAAAAUGACACAAAAUAUCAAUAAAAUGAUUUAAAUGAUAAAUGAUAAAAUGUAUUAUAGUAUGUUUGUAUCCAGGAUACUCUUGAAAAGGAGAUUACAAAUACUCUGAUAAACAUUUAAAUAAAUAAAUAAAUAUGUAAAUUAAAUAUUAAUAAUGAAUAUAAAAUGAUACAGGGAUGGACAUUCUGUAAAAUAACUUUUUAGUGCUCUGCAAAUGACAAAAGAAUGCCAUACAUGACAAAUAAAGUUAACUUUGGGUAAUCUAUUACUUUUCCAGUCCUGGGUUGUGGCUGAAAGGGCAUCCGAUGCCUAAAACACAUGCUGAAAUAGUUGGCGAUAAAUAAAGGACUAAGCCAAAGGAAAAAGAAUGAAUGAACGAUCUAUUACUUUAUAUAACCAUUGUGUCACAGAGAUAGCUCUUUUCACGCACAAUUUUAAAGCCUAAAAUAUAACAAAGUAUAGGCAGUGCUGCUGUCUUGUGAAAUAAAAACAUUUUGCAUGAAAAAUUGUCAGCAUGCAAAAACAAACUAGGUAGUAUACUUGUGGAUAAUGUAUAUCUGACCACUGUGCUGAAGUAUGGUGUUAGCAUGUUGCUAAGCUAACACAGUGAUACUUGAACAAAUAUAAAAUAUUUAUGAAAAAUUACAGAAUAUUUGAUCAUCUAAAAUAGAUUUAAUUAUUUCAUUGAUACUUUUCAGUGCUGAAAUAAUUAGGAAUAUAUUUUCACCGCAAUACCCACAUUCUCCACCACUUUUUUUGCUAACACGUAUCAUUAAAGAUAUGUAAUUCUGAAUUUAGCAACCCAGGCUCAUUCUGAUUACGUAGCCCUAUAUAUAUUUCUAGAGAGAAAAAUAAGUCCCAGGAGCUACGUUUUUUUUAUUUUAUUUUUUUUUUCCAGUUUUAGUGAAUCAACCCGAGGCUGUUGUGUACGCUUUUUAAGAUCUCAAAUUUCUCUUGCGAGUGCCAUUCGCGCCUGCUCUUCUUGCAUAAAUCCACCAGAGGCUACUGUCAACUGACUGUCUACUGACUGACUGAUCAAUUGACUGACCCACCAGCCCUCAUCCCUAAACCCAACCAAUAAAAAGCACAGAUUUACCCGCCCACCCCUUCCCAAAACCCAAAAAGUAAUCCAGAAAAGCCCCCUGAUUUUUACCAUGUUUUCAGAUUUUACCACAUUCUCACCCUGUUAAUUACUUGUUUAUUUUAUAUUUUAUAGAAAUAUAAAAUACGUUUUAUAAAAUAAAAUAAAAUACGGGCUACGUUUUCAGAAUGAGUCUACGUUAGAAUUUAUCCUGUUUGAACUGUGUCUCUCAUCCCUAAUAAUGCUACCUAUGUAGGCAAUUCACUAGGUUUUGGAACAGAAGACUGAGCACCAUCCAGUGUACGCUGGUUUAAUUUGGAGUCAGAUGAAAUACGAGGUGUCCUGGUUGGCGAUGUUGAUAUUUGAGGUGUAGUUAUCCCCAUACCUCUUCACUGUGCCAAUAUAUUUAAUUUCAGUCAUCUUUCCACCGUCUCUCUGAGCUCUGAGACUGACUGACAUUUACUAGCACAUGCCUUUUUUAGCACAGUUUGUUUGGAUUUUUUAUUACCUCUGUUUUGCCAACAUGCACUUAUAAGUGCGUACAAAUCUCCUGCAUGAGCAUCAGGAAGGUCUCCAAUAUCCUGUCAUAUUCAUUCGGUGACUGUGUCUAUCAAAUGCACUGUGAAAAAGGACCGCUUGAACUGCUGUGGUCUCUUUAAUGGCCAGAUGUUACUGGACUUGUUCGCACUUUUUGAAUACCAGAAAUGGGCACACAAAACAAAUAAUGUAUUUUUAGAUACUGUAACUCAAGCCGUCUUGAUUUGAUGAUGUGAGACGGUAAUUUAAGGCAGCUUUGUGUCAGUUGCUAUGUUUGAAGUAUCAUGUGUUUGUUACAGCACUACAACUUUUUAGUCUAGGUUACGUUUACAUAAUGGAGAUGAGCAAGACUGGAUUCUAACUUGAGUUUAGUUUUAUUUAGUGUGGUUCACUUUUAGAAUUUUAGAUUUAUAUCUUGUUAUACAGAAAAAUAAAGAAGUACUGAUCCCACAAGGACAUUUUCACAAAACGUUAUAUUUAGCUUCAAAAUCACUUGCAAAAAAUAUAUUAUUUUUAGUGACCCAUUCCUUUUAUCUCAUUACUGCAAUACAUCUGAAUGUUUAUUUUAUCACUGUGAGGCUUAUUACUAUAAUACACAUGUAUUAUCUUAAUGUAUAAAUACUUUACAAUUUAAAUCAUAUUUUUUUUCAUUAAAAGGUGUUUUUUUUUUCUCAUUGCACUAAUGGGAACUUGGGGGAUCGGUUAACAUCUUAUUUUGAAAGACAAAAAAACUUUUAUGCUAAAUUUAAUUUGAUAUACUUAUAUACUAUAGCAAAAUAUGACAUAUUCCUGAAUGACUUAGGUCACCAAAAGCAAAUUAUUUUUGAUAGAAUGUUAUAAAAUGUCUCCCAGUGUUCGCAUGAGUCCAAAGACAUGCACUAUAGGUGAAAUCAAUUAAUUAAUUGGCCAUAGUGUAUGAGUGUGUGAAUGAGUGUGAGGUGUUUCCCAGAACUGUGUUGUGCCUAAAAGGGCAUCAGCUACGUGAAAAAAAAAAAAAACAUGCUGGAAUAGUUUGUGGUUCAUUGUGCUGUGGCGACCUCUGAAAUAGAGACUAAGCUGAAGAAAAAGGAAUGAAUGAAUUAGGGCUGCACAAUAUAUUGUUUCAGCAUCGAUAUCGCGAUGUGCACAUCCGCAGUAGUCACAUCGCAGGAUCUCAAUGUCAAGGAUGGACUAUUGUUGAGCAGAAGCUUGUAGAUUAAUAGCAAAUUUUAACCAUUUAAAGUUUAUUAAUUGCAUUUUUCCCUGUUAAACACAUCAAGUGAGUUUAAAGCAUUUAGGCACAAGAAACAAUAGCAUUUGUAGCUCUAACAAACAUACAUUUUUACAGCGAAGACUACAAAGUGUACGCUAUAUUUUUAAAUAUUGGUGUCCAACUGCUAUUAAGACUUACUAGGCAAAUAUAAUGUGUAUAUAUAUAAUAUUUUCACCACUAAAAAUCUGAUUUAAAGUUAAUUUUAAUAAUUUAGAGCUUUGAUAAACCAAAAAUAUUGAGUUUUUUUAAAGCGGCAGAGCUAUUGUAUGCACAGCCCUCUCUUCAUGUUUCAGUUGAGAUUAUGUCACACAUCACAUAAAAAGUGUGCUACUUUUAUGGAGAUACACUCCCCUAUAAAAUCACCCUAAUCAUUCUGAAACAAUAAAUUAUUAAAAAAAAAAGAGUUAUUCAAUCUAUGUAGUGAAGUAUAUUUCAUAUCGCAAUGUACAGUUGAAGUCAGAAUUAUUAGCCCCCUUUGAAUUGUUUUUCUUGUUUAAAUAUUUCCCAAAUUAUGUUUAACUGAGCAAGGAAAUUUUCACACUAUGUCUAAUAAUAUUUUUUCUUCUGGAGAAAUUUCGGCUGGAAUAAAAGCAGUUUUUGAUUUUUUAAAAACCAUUUUAAGGUAAAAACUUAUUAGCCCCUUAAAGCUAUAUUUUUUUUUCGAUAGUCUACAGAACAAACCAUCAUUAUAUAAUAACUUGCCUAAUUACCCUAACCUGCCUAAUUAACCUAAUUAACCUAGUUAAGCCUUUAAAUGUCACUUUAAGCUGUAUAGGAGUGUCUUGAAAAAUAUCUAGUCAAAUAUUAUUUAAUGUCAUCAUGGCAAAGAUAAAAUAAAUCAGUCAUUAGAAAUGAGUUAUUAAAACUAUUGUGCUUAGAAAUGUGUUAUAGAAAUCUUCUCUCCAUUAAACAGAAAUUGGGGAAAAAAUAAACAGGGGGGCUAAUAAUCCUGACUUCAAGUGUAUAUAGCUGAAAAAAAAAUAUUGCAAUGUCAAUUUUUUCCAAUAUUGUGUAGCCCAAGAAUGAAUGAUAUUAUAAAAUGUAACCAUUCAUAGGUGAAGUGAUUUAAACUGGCGCCUCUUCUGUAAUUCCCAGUGCAGAUCAUUAUUAAUAUCUCUCUCUAAGGAGUCUCACACAUCUUUAGCACACUAUAAAGUCCUAGGAGAAAUCAAACGAUAUUUUCACUCUGAUUGUCCUCUUUAAAUCCUUCAGUCUUGCUCAUCUCCUCUGAGCGGGUGCUCAUUAGUUUCAUUAAUGAUUUAUUUAUUUUUUGUGUGAAGCCUGCUGGACAGUAUUAUUUUCCCUCCAUUUUGAAUUGUGUGUUUUGCUGCUGUUACAAAUGACACUAACUGAGGUUGUAGACAAGGUCAUUCCCUCAAAGAGGUUUUGUUGCCAUCUGCUGGAUAGAAAACCCACUUUAUUGUUAAUAUUAUGACUUUAUUUUAUUUUUUCACUGAAUCGAAGUGCAUUGGAUGCUAAUAUCAGACUGAGUUUAAUAUACAUUAAAACUGACUCAAACCAU
Molecule: messenger RNA, 6131 nt
Organism: Danio aesculapii
Lineage: Eukaryota; Metazoa; Chordata; Actinopteri; Cypriniformes; Danionidae
Gene: slc35e4
Product: solute carrier family 35 member E4
Exons: 2
Coding region: 194-1417 (407 amino acids)
Cellular component (GO): Golgi apparatus
Molecular function (GO): antiporter activity
Source: RefSeq, a predicted model, not a curated record